AUGGCUGCCGGGGGCGGGACGAGUGUUGGCGGGGCGUGUUUUCCUGGCGGAAUGGGGGCGGAUGGUGGUGUGCGUGAGGUUGCUGACGGGUCUGGGGGUGUGGGUGACGUUGAAGAUGGCGACGAGUUCGACUUGGAGGGCAAAGGGCGAGCGGCAGCGGUGGCAGUCGCAGUAAUCAUCGUCGUUGUUGGGCUGCGGGGGCGGCCCUCGUCGACCGAUAGCUCUUCUUUGGCACGCUCUUGAGGGUACGCAUGCACAGAGAGGCGACAUGUAUUCGGGCGUGGAGAAGUGUGUGUGUGUGUGUGUAUACGCGUGUUGUGCGCGGUGCAGGUGUGUUUGGGUUACAGCUACCUGUGCAUCUGCACGUUCAUCGAGUCGUGCGUUUUCUUCCUAGCGUCCAUCUUCCUCAAAAGACACAUCUGACGAACAAGGCGUUCUGCGUGCCGCCGACAUUCCUUUGGUAGCCAUUGACCCCCGAGAGCAUCCAACAAACCCUCCACACGCUGGCCCUCCCCCCGGCCAGUCGCUCUCUUUCGAUCCAGCCUUCUUCGGCAUCCCGCAAGCCGUCCAGAACGCCCAUGCAGCGCUGCUCUUGGCCCCCC
This is a messenger RNA of Vitrella brassicaformis, 602 nucleotides long. NCBI's taxonomy places the organism in Eukaryota, Vitrellaceae. The record is from the annotation of a GenBank genome assembly.